AACGGAUAAGUAAUAUCUACCAAAACCGAGGGUAACAAUUCAUCGAAAACGACCCUACUUUGGACUUCUUUUUAUUUCCCAAUGCCGCCUCAUGUCUGGACAAAAACUCGUCCAGAUUUUAAACAUUUCCUCUCUCCUUCACUUCCUCGUUCUUUCCCUCUGUGUUUCUUUCCCUCCUCCUCUAAAUUGGGAACAAAACGAUUCCAUAAUCUUCUUCAAAGGAUAACUUUUUGAUAGAAUCAAAAACCAGCAAAGAGAAAACCGAGGGAUUUUCUGGGCAUUUAAUUGAUUUUCAAUUUGGGCUCAAAGUUAGGAUUUUUUACCCCCCUGUAUUGCAAGAAGCUUCUGUUCUUUGUGAGAGGUGGCCAUUGAAGGACUGUUAACUUCGUCAUACUUCUGUUUUCGUGAGGCUCUCUUUAAAAUGGAGUGAAGUUGACAAUAUCUGCAGUAUCUUGAGUGUUUGUCCAAGGUACGUUUGCUUCCAAUUGUAUUUUCCUGUUAAUUUCUUGGUGGAUUUUGUUUCAUUUGCCUUUCCUUAUGUUUUAGGAUGGUUCUUGUCAUGGCAAUACUAUAUGAAUUAUGAACAAUGGUUUUCUAAUAUGACCGUGACAUCAAAUGUCACGCGUGACUCUAGUAAUCACCAAAUGUCACAUCUGUGUAGAAUUUUCGUUUUUGUUACUGUGUAUGCCCAAGUAUAGAUGUUGACAGUAAUUCUUUUAAUUU
This is a messenger RNA of Rubroshorea leprosula, 723 nucleotides long. The record is from the annotation of a GenBank genome assembly. Lineage: Eukaryota; Viridiplantae; Streptophyta; Magnoliopsida; Malvales; Dipterocarpaceae.